This is a messenger RNA of Pyricularia pennisetigena, 813 nucleotides long. RefSeq lists its product as uncharacterized. Bases 1 to 813 code for a protein of 270 amino acids. The transcript is spliced from 3 exons. Lineage: Eukaryota; Fungi; Ascomycota; Sordariomycetes; Magnaporthales; Pyriculariaceae. The record is from RefSeq and is a predicted model, not a curated record.
AUGGGUAGGCGUACAGCCCCAGUCAGUAGAAGUUUUGCCGUGCAACCUUGGCAGUUAUACCCGCCGGCCGAGCUAAUCGGAGGGUUCGGAUUCGGAGGUAGACACAGGCGUCUCAUCCCUCAGGCCCAGAGCCAUCCUCUCAAACCCGGCCGGAACAGUUCGAGGCGACAGGGGCUCCUCGUCGACGACUCGAAGACAGAGCGGAGCAACGACCGGUCUUGUAUCCUCUGUCGGUUCCUCUGCAUCGGCGGCAAGACCACCCCCAAAGAUGCCCAUCUCGAGCCUCCCCUCCAAGGCGUCGUCGAGCAUCUCGCAGACCGCGGCCGAGAGCAUGUAGCCGAGGUCGUCGCGCACCACGACAGACGGCUCGACCGCCUCCCAGUCGAUCUCGUCGAACUCGACGCGGACCUCGCCGACGUAGCAGCCGUCAAAGUCGUCGGGUGCCGGCUCCCGGCCCAGCGCGACGCACAGCUCGACGGCGCACCAGCGCUCCGCCAGCCGGUCCGGCACCGCGACCACGGCGCACCGGCCCGUCCUCGGGUCCCGCACCCGCUGCGCCAGGUAGCCGCAGCCGGCGGCGCAGGCCACGUAGCCCGGCAGCCUCACGCGGCCGUCGUCGAGCUUCUCCUCCUGCGAAAAGACCGUGUCGAGGGUGCGGAGCGCCGCCGUCUUGCAGUCCGGGCAGCUGGUGCGGCGUCGCUUGGCCGCCGCCGGCGGUUUGGAGGUCGGUUUUUGCUUCUGGUGGUGGUUCUUGUCGCCCGGGGGAGGAAGAGUGUUCUCGUGGCAAGGUCGUCUUGGGACGGCUUUCGGUAG